This is a messenger RNA of Rotaria sordida, 594 nucleotides long. The record is from the annotation of a GenBank genome assembly. NCBI's taxonomy places the organism in Eukaryota, Metazoa, Rotifera, Eurotatoria, Philodinida, Philodinidae.
AUGGAACAAGUAUUCGAACAAAAAUUAAUGCAAGCAGCUCAAGCUGUCGAAGAACAAGUUGAUGCUGAACUUAAUCGUUUAGAAAAAUUAACUGAAGAGGAUGUUGAAAAAUUUCGUGCUCAACGACUUGAAUCAAUGAAACAAGAACAUAAAAAACGUCAAGAAUGGCUUGCAAAUGGUCAUGGUGAAUAUGAAGAUUUACCAGGUGAAAAAGAAUUAUUUGAUAUAACAAAAAAAAGUGAACAAAUUUUAGCACGUAAACAUAUUGAAACAAAAUUUGUUAAAUUAAAUGUUGAUCGUGCACCAUUUAUAACUGAACGUUUACAUAUAAAAACAUUACCAACUAUUGCUUUAUUAAUUGAUAAUAUUGUUAAAGAUAAAAUUAUUGGUUUCACUGAUUUAGGAAAUCAUGAUGAAUUUUCAACUGAAAUACUUGAAUGGCGUUUAGGUCGAGGUGGUGCUAUUGAUUAUAAAGGUGAUUUAAAAUCACCACCAGAUGAUAAUGAAAAGAAAAAAACAAUUAAUUUAUUUGGAAAAAAACCAAAAACAAUACGAAAUGGAAUGGGUGGUGACGAUGAUGACGAUGAUGAUUAA